AUGAUGUGGGGAGCACAGUCUCAUCUGUUCCCAGCACUCCUACCCCUUGGCCCUGCAGACAGCCGGAUGGAGCAGGGCACUCUGCCCCAGCAGGGAAGUUGCGUGUGGCCCGUGGCCAUGAGCUGCCACAGUGAGCACCACUCGCAGGGGUCCCUGUUGGCGUCCCUGCUGCUCAUGCAGUUAGCCAGUUGCCACAGCUGCUUGUCAUCUGCAAAAAAACUGUUUGCCAAUUUUCAGAGCCCAGAUUCCUGUUGGCUACUAAAACUUGAAGGGAGGGUGGUUAGUAUUUCUCUUCUUUCCAAAAUAACCUGA
Molecule: messenger RNA, 312 nt
Organism: Rangifer tarandus platyrhynchus (Svalbard reindeer)
Lineage: Eukaryota; Metazoa; Chordata; Mammalia; Artiodactyla; Cervidae
Source: the annotation of a GenBank genome assembly